CGUAGACCGCGAAUGACGAAAAGAAAGAUGGCGCCUCCCACCGACCAUCCACGUGCUUUUUCCGGGUCUGAGCUGACUACCACCAGUUGCCGGAAGUGAAGCUUUGGGCCCCGCUUCGUGAAGAGUUCAUUUGGGGUCUGAGAGCGAGUGGAACUGAUCUUACCGGCCGUCGCCAUGUCUGGGAGAAACAACAACAAGCUGCCCAGCAAUCUGCCUCAGUUGCAGAACCUGAUCAAGCGGGACCCCACGGCCUACGUAGAGGAGUUUAUGCAGCAGUAUAAUCACUACAAGUCCCAUGUGGAAAUUUUCAAAUUACAACCAAAUAAACCCAGCAAAGAACUGGCUGAAUUGGUGAUGUUCUUGGCUCAGGUGGGUCACUGUUAUCCAGAACACCUGGUUGACUUCCCCCAGCAGCUGAAGGAACUUCUUUCUUACAACCACACAGUUUUGGAUGCGGGUCUUCGAAUGACAUUUUGCAAAGCUUUGAUGUUGCUGAGAAACAGGAAUCUCAUCAAUCCAACCAGUUUAUUAGAACUCUUCUUUGAACUUCUGCGUUGCCAUGAUAAGCUUCUGCGAAAGACUUUGUAUACUCAUAUUGUGACCGAUAUCAAGAACAUCAAUGCCAAACACAAGAACAACAAAGUGAACGUCGUGCUGCAGAACUUCAUGUACACCAUGUUAAGAGACAGCAAUGCUACCGCUGCCAAGAUCUCUCUGGAUGUGAUGAUUGAACUGUACAGGAGGAACAUCUGGAAUGAUACCAAAACUGUCAAUGUGAUCACAACUGCAUGCUUUUCUAAAGUCACCAAGAUACUAGUUGCUGGUUUAAAAUUUUUUCUUGGUAAAGAUGAAGAUGAGAAGCAAGACAGUGACUCAGAAUCUGAGGACGAUGGGCCCACAGCAAGAGAUUUGCUUGUUAAAUAUGGCACAGGAAAGAAAACGUCCAAGCACAAAAAGAAAUUGGAAAAGGCCAUGAAAGUCUUGAGAAAACAAAAAAAGAAGAAGAAGCCUGAGGUGUUUAAUUUCUCAGCCAUUCAUUUGAUUCAUGAUCCCCAAGAUUUUGCUGAGAAGCUUCUGAAGCAGCUGGAGAAUUCUAAGGAGAGAUUUGAAGUCAAGAUGAUGCUCAUGGACCUCAUCUCCAGAUUAGUGGGAAUUCAUGAGCUCUUUCUUUUUAAUUUCUAUCCCUUUAUACAACGGUUCCUCCAACCCCAUCAGAGAGAAGUGACAAAGAUUCUUCUCUUUGCUGCCCAAGCAGCCCAUCAUCUUGUACCCCCUGAGAUCAUCGAGUCCUUGCUAAUGACUGUGGCCAACAACUUUGUCACCGACAAGAACUCGGGGGAGGUUAUGACAGUCGGGAUUAAUGCUAUAAAAGAGAUAACAGCUCGAUGCCCUCUGGCUAUGACUGAAGAUCUUCUCCAAGAUCUAGCUCAAUACAAAUCUCAUAAAGACAAGAAUGUGAUGAUGUCUGCUAGAACCUUGAUUCAGCUCUUCCGAAGUCUAAAUCCACAAAUGUUGCAGAAAAAAUUCAGAGGCAAACCCACAGAGGCUUCGGUGGAAGCAAGGAUUCAAGAAUAUGGUGAAUUAGAUGCUAAAGAUUACAUUCCAGGGGCUGAAGUUCUUGAUGUUGAGAAAGAGGAAGAGGAUGAAGAGGAUGAUGAUGAUGGCUGGGAGAGCGCCAGCCUCAGUGACGAGGACGAGGACGGCGAAUGGAUCCAGGUGCACCAUUCCUCGGAUGAAGAGCAGCAGGAAAUAGCGGAGAAGCUGAAGAGCGUGCCGGUGGAGGAGCGAAAGGCUAAGGCGGCCGCAGUCAGCACCAGCCGGGUUCUGACCCAAGAAGACUUCCAGAAAAUCCGCCUUGCCCAGCUGAGGAAAGAGAUGGACGCUGCCCCAGGGAAGUCCCAGAAGAGGAAGAACUUUGACAUCGACAGCGAGGAGGAGGAGAGAGGGGAGUUGCUUUCCCUGAGGGACAUCGAACAUCUCCACAAAAAACCCAAGUCUGACAAAGAGACGAGACUGGCGACUGCAAUGGCAGGGAAGACAGACAGAAAAGAAUUUAUGAAGAAAAAGACCAAACUGAACCCUUAUGCUAGUUCUACAAACAAAGAAAAGAAAAAACUGAAGAAUUUCAUGAUGAUGAGGUACAGCCAUGACGUCCGAUCCAAAACGAAGCGCUCCUUCAGAGACAAGCAGUUGGCUCUUCGAGAUGCACUUUUGAAAAAGAAGAAAAAACUAAUGAAAUAACCAUCACCCAUGGGUGACAAGUGCCAUCUUUGCAGUAUUGCUUUGGACUAGCAAGGGAUUCUUGUUGAGAUUAGCAGGAACGGGAGCUCAGUUUGUUGGAAGAUGUAGGCUCACAGAGCCUCCAAGCUGGGAGAGACCUCAGGAGUCAUCUGUCCAACCUAGAUCCUACCCAGAAGGAGUCUCUGCCCUAACAGUCAUCCUGAGAACUGGUCACUGCUUAAGGAACAUCAAGGACAGGAUGCCCUUAUUGAUUGUACAAAAUGUUUCAUUAGUUAAAAGUAUUUUUAUUUUGGAGAGAGAAAAUUGCUGAUAUCUAUAAAAAUUUAUAGAAUAGAAAUAAAUUAUUUUUCCAGUGGACAUCUAUUUUAUUGGUCAGUCCAGAACUGUAUGGCAUAGAUGACAAUGCAGAUGUAAGCCCUAACUUAAUAAACCACAUUGUGUUAGCCCAAUGAAUGACUGACCUAAAAAAUUUGUUCAAACUACUAUUCAUGUCAAAGGGUUGAAUAUUUUUUUAAUGUGUGUAAAAAAAGAAUUGGUAAACAUCUUGCAUAAAAAAAUAAACUGAAUUGUAUAUAACAGUUUUGAAUUUCUCUGGUUUGCUUCAGUUGAGUACCUACUUUAUUGAGAAAGGGAAUUCCCCCCCCCCCCCACAUCCAUUUAAAAAAUAUAUUUUCAUUGAUAUCGUUUAUUUUUGCAUUGCCUGGAUUUCCUUCUGUAUUCUUCCCAGUCCCAGAGAGACAGCCCUUACAACAGUUUUUUUUUAAAAGGAAGAAGAGAAAAAUUCAACAAAAUUGUCCAUAUAUUGAAAAACCUGACAUCUGUGCAAUAUUCCAUGCCUGUGGACAUGCAAAGGAGUAAGGGGAGGUGUCUUCUCUUGAAUGGUAGCUAAAGGAAAACCAUGGCAUCUGGUGUCUGCAUCCUUCCCUAAUAAGUGUGUAUUGAUUGGGAAAGAAUGUUUUGGAAAGGCCUUCAGAAAUCAGCUAAGUUUCCCACGUAUCUGACCAAGAAUCUUUUCUGCAGCAUUGCUGCUGCCCAGCAGCCAUCUUGCACCUAUCCCAAGACUAGCCAGAGGAAAAAGCAGCCCAGUGAGCCACUUCUAAUAUUUUUCUCACAAACUUUGUCAAAUGCUGUGUUGAAAUUUGGUUCUGCUUUUGUCUACACCAACCAAAAAGUUCUUUACUUUUCAUGUGUCACGAAUCCAGCUUUUGGUAAUCUGGUAAAACCUUUGGACCCAAUCUCUGGAAAAAUAAGUAAUUGAAGAAAAUGCUAAAUUUCAGUUAGAAGUUAGUGAAAAUAAAGGUGUAAUUUUGUUUCCAUCCCAAGUUUGCGGGCCUUGGGAAGCUGAUCCAAUGUAAGAAUUCCUGAUGUACAGCAUUCCUCUAAACCAAAGCUUCUUAAAUUGUGGAUUGUAACUCCAUAUGGGGUCUUCCUAAGUGAACUCAAAAAAUUUGACACAGUAAAAAAUAUCAAAUAUUCAGGCAAGAUUUAAUUCUUUAUGUAAAAAUAAGCAUAUCCAUCUCAGUAUGCAGAUUUGC
Sarcophilus harrisii (Tasmanian devil) is the source of this 3776-nucleotide messenger RNA. RefSeq names its product SDA1 domain containing 1 (gene SDAD1). The record is from RefSeq and is a predicted model, not a curated record. The coding region runs from base 175 to 2241 and encodes 688 amino acids. Gene Ontology annotation, biological process: ribosomal large subunit biogenesis; ribosomal large subunit export from nucleus. The transcript has 22 exons. NCBI's taxonomy places the organism in Eukaryota, Metazoa, Chordata, Mammalia, Dasyuromorphia, Dasyuridae. Gene Ontology annotation, cellular component: nucleolus.